Molecule: messenger RNA, 8895 nt
Organism: Anneissia japonica
Lineage: Eukaryota; Metazoa; Echinodermata; Crinoidea; Comatulida; Comatulidae
Product: mothers against decapentaplegic homolog 5-like
Exons: 6
Coding region: 469-1833 (454 amino acids)
Biological process (GO): SMAD protein signal transduction; BMP signaling pathway; regulation of transcription by RNA polymerase II
Cellular component (GO): heteromeric SMAD protein complex
Molecular function (GO): RNA polymerase II cis-regulatory region sequence-specific DNA binding; DNA-binding transcription factor activity, RNA polymerase II-specific; I-SMAD binding
Source: RefSeq, a predicted model, not a curated record
AUAAAGAUCAUAUAGGACUUUGUGUAAAACAUAACUAUUCACAUUCUGUGUUACUGAAAGUAUAUAACUACUACUUCUUUUUGUUAUUUCCGAAAUAUAUUCGUGGAUAUUUAACGAGUAAUUAAUGAAACUUCUGCUUGUGCGGAUUAAUAUGGUAUGUGAAUAGAAUAAUUAUACUGCACCGCUACUGGCCAGUGAAAGUAUCCUUAGCCAACCUCCCCACACUCCGUUGCCUUCGUCGCCAGUGAGUCUCAACAAUUUUGGCCUAGAAUUUUGGACAAACUGAAGAUAAAAAAAAUCGUAUAAUUUGAACAAGAAAAAACAACUUCUCAUCGAUAGUUUGAUGUCUCGAUACAGGGUUGUUGUUGGAUCUUUCCAAUAAUAUUUGACUGUAUAUCAGGUUCAUUGCUUGACUUGUGCUUCUAUAGAGCAUAAAAAAAAUUCUCUAAUUUUCAUGGGCAGAUAAUUAUGACGAUGGCGAGUUUAUUUUCUUUCACCAGCCCAGUUGUAAAGAGACUCCUGGGUUGGAAACAGGGGGACGAAGAGGAAAAAUGGGCCGAAAAGGCUGUUGAUUCUUUAGUAAAAAAACUUAAGAAAAAGAAAGGAGCUAUGGAGGAUUUAGAGCGGGCACUAAGUCGGCCGGGCGAGCCCAGUAAAUGUGUGACAAUACCACGUUCUUUGGAUGGUAGGCUGCAAGUUUCUCACAGAAAAGGAUUACCACAUGUUAUAUAUUGCCGUGUAUGGAGAUGGCCCGACUUGCAGAGUCACCACGAACUGAAAGCUCUGGAUUGCUGUGAAUACGCCUUUGGCAAAAAACAGAAGGAAGUGUGUAUAAAUCCUUACCAUUACAAAAGAGUAGAAAGCCCUGUUCUACCGCCAGUUCUUGUACCCAGACACAGCGAAGGUAUUCCAUCACGCACUAUGCUGCCGUUGCGCAACCUGCAUCCGCCACAACCAGACCCAACUUUCCCGCAUAACGUCUCAUUCCCGCAAGGCUUCCAAGGUUCCAAUCAAAGUGGGAAUGGCAACGGAGGACCAUCCCAACUGACGCACCCCAACUCACCGGCAAGCUCUGGCCCAGGAAGCCCCUACGGGUUGCCAGCUGACACACCACCACCUGCAUAUGUGCCACCUGAGGACCAGAUUUCAAAUGAACCAAUGGAAACCAACUCAGGACCUGUUCCUAACAAUCGCUCAAUGAGAGCAAUAGAUGUUCAGCCAGUAACGUACCAAGAGCCGCAGUGCUGGUGUGCCAUAGCCUACUUUGAACUCAAUUGUCGUGUGGGGGAGCCCUUCCAUGCGAACGGCACGAGUGUGAUCGUCGACGGCUUCACCAAUCCUUCAAGCAAUUCGGAUCGUUUCUGCCUUGGAUUACUGUCGAACGUCAAUCGAAAUUCCACCAUCGAGAACACGAGAAGACACAUUGGAAAAGGUGUUCAUCUGUACUAUGUAGGCGGUGAGGUUUAUGCCGAAUGCCUGAGCGACAGUAGCAUCUUCGUACAGAGUCGCAACUGUAAUUACCAUCACGGUUUUCACCCGACGACAGUUUGUAAAAUACCACCCGGUUGCAGCUUGAAGAUAUUCAACAACCAGGAGUUCGCAGCCCUGCUCUCGCAGUCCGUCAACCAUGGAUUUGAGGCAGUUUACGAGCUGACCAAGAUGUGUACAAUCCGUAUGAGCUUCGUGAAGGGAUGGGGCGCGGAGUAUCACAGACAAGAUGUCACUAGCACACCAUGUUGGAUAGAGAUCCAUCUGAACGGUCCACUGCAGUGGCUAGACAAAGUGCUGACGCAAAUGGGGUCGUCGGAAGUUCCCAUAUCUUCGGUGUCAUGACCUCCCUCCUAUGUAAUGUCUAGUCUAGUACUAUUCUAAUGCUUUGAGCCAAAAAAAUUACAUAUUUUUUUGGUGGUUAAUUGAAGUGAAAACUCAACUAAGGUUUUCAUAAUUUUUUUUUAGAGAAAAAAAUGUUAUUUGUUUUGCUUGAAAAUAUGUGAAAGCUGAUCAAGGUAUACUGUUCAUACAAAUAAUGAAAAUAUUGAACGAAAUGAGUGUAAAGGCCAACUCAGACAGUGUCGUACAGCGUUGCCCGACACGAUUAGUUGUCGCGUCAGAUCUGUGGAAGUCACGUAGAAUAUUAAACAUGUUUAAUGUUCCUCACGACUGCUUAAGACUGUCCUCCGACGAUAAAUCGCAUCGGGCCGCGUUGUAUGAUGCUAUUAGAGUUGGCCUUAAAAGAUGUUGCCAUGUACUUAAGAAUAUGUAAUCAUGUGUCGCUAACAAAUUUGUGGACAAUGGAAACCCUUAAACUCAGAUAUUAAAACCAAAUUUAUUUAUUUACAUAUAUAUGCACAUUUUGGACAAAUUAAUUUUUAUCUUUUGAAAAUCCUGUUGAUAUGAUUUGUGUUAUCUAUUAUUUUACUUUUGUAGAAACUCUUGAUGUUUAAGAAUUCACCAAACCCAUUAGUUGUCUAGUUACUAUGGAGGUCGUGGGUAGUUGAAGUAGUUACCUGCGAUUUUGUGUUUUUAACAAACUUAUUACAUCGGGUUAACAAAAUCACCUUUGUUAAUGUUUUCGCCAAAAGUCGUUCAGACGCCGAUUCUUUAUAGCAGCGAUAUAUAGCCUAUGAAUACCGUUUUACACUGAAGUACACAUUAAUAAUAUUUUGACAUUAAUGGAGGUGGUGCUGUGAUGAGAAAAACAUUACUGAAAUUUAUCUUUCCAUUAUACGCGAUAAUUUGACUUCAACUGCCUAUACCUCAACCUAUAUGUCUAUUGCUGAUUUGGACAGCCUAACACCUUAACGACAUGAGGAAAUUUCUAGCUGCGAAUUGUCAGACACAUUAUUGUCAAGUUAAGUGGUAUGUUUUAUCGGGGAAAUAUCGUGUUGUUAUAUCCUCGUAAAUAUGGUGUUAAAACAUGAAUGGAAAUGAGAUGUAAUAUUUGUUGCUUGAAACAGUUAAGUAGGAAAAAAAUUAAAUAAAUUGAAGGAUCUGGAGUCUGGUAAAGAAGUGGGAUGUGGCAGGAUUUAUUGUGGAACAAGAAAUGUGUUUGCAUGGUGGAAACGAUGCGGUUUUUUUUUGCAGAAAAAUGCCUGUUAGGAAGGUGAGAUGUGAUAGGUUUUUAAUGUGUAGAAUGUGUGUUGCGAAUGUGAGGCGUAAUAGGUUUCACUGUGAGAAGCUUGUUUAGAACAUUGCAUGUAAUGUGUCUAAGAUGGGAUGUGAUAUGCUUAGUAAAAACCCAUCACGUGGAAAAGAGAAGUGUGUUUGGAAUGGAAUAAUAGGCAUCAUCGUGAUUGGACACGCAGUGAUGUGGUUAUGAUGGGACUGAUUAAUCCAUUAAACAACGUAGAUUUCAUGCUUGGAUGCACACCCUGUUUGCUUGUAAGCGUUUGCAGGGGUUGAAAUUAACAAGCUGAUGAGUGGUCCAGGUAUGAACUUCAAGGUCAAACAUGAGGGGAUGAGCAGGAAAAUGCUAAGACAGAAUAAGUCUACCUGUUUAAGCUCUGUUCGCGCUACGAAAUUUAUAUCAAUUAGUCUGCGAUGGCCAUUACGCACAAACAUGUACGCUAUUGUACAUGCUUGUCAUUGAAUUUAUACUAGAAUGUACAAGCAUGGAGAAUUAUAUUCAAUUCGAACAUAUAUGGGAAUGAUGAUGUCAUACUACACCCAUAUAUGGGCAAAUCAUAUGUAUUCAUCACAUAAAACUCCAUAGUAUUAACACAAGUGUGAUGUUUGUUUGCAUUUUGUAUGUUGUGUACACCUAGAACUACGCAUAGAUAUUCUAGCAGAGAAUAUGAGUCGAAACCUUCCCAUGAAAUAUGCUAAACAGUUUUUGAAAUGCUGCCCAGUUAUUCUGAUUUCAUUCAAUCGAUUAGUGAGAAUAUUUUUUAUAUAAUUUCCUGUUAACCUUUGCAAAUAAUCAUUAUACAAGAAAUAAAAAAAUCUUACAGUUUUGUUUAUGAGAGCAGUUAAUAAUUAUUAUCAAUAAACUAGCCAUGUGGGGUAUCAGUUAAACAGAAACAUUUACAUUUACAAUGGGUUACUUAAUAAACCAUGAAAAAUAAAUAACUAAUAAAUACCUUACUUAGCAGGAUGCACAGGACAACAUAUAAGUAAAAUUAUCAAAACUAAAAUAAUAUAUGCCAGUUAGAAUGUUAUUUUUGUAAUCUUAAACUUAUGGAGUUUUUUUUUUAAGCUGGUGUUUUUGCAGGAUAUUCAGCAAGCCGUAACAAACUAUCAAUGCUAACUCAUCACCCAGUCUCUGUAGGUUUAAUUCUGUUUCACUCUAAUGGCUACCAGAUGUAAUCGAAAGGCUAAUUUAAGACAGCACUUCAGAACUAGAAUAUUCAUUUAAUAUUGUCAACCUGUUUUUUUUUUUUGUAACUUAUGACAAAAAUUAGAUUUUUAAUGUAAAUUUUAGUUUGUACAUUUUUAGAGCAAUUAUAUCCAUAAUUUUUUAAAAUUUUAUGUCAAUUCUUGGAAACACUUACUGUAGUUGACUUUUUUGGUUUUGUUAAGUACACUUGAGACAAAUUUAUAGCUUCUCUCUUAUUCGAAAUCACGUCCGUUGAACGAUAUGUGAUAAACAUUUGAAAUGUUCUGUUUAUAAAUACUGUUGAUCUGAAAUUAUCAAUGAGUCAUCCACUCUACUCUAGGUGGUUUCAGAUUUGCCCAAAUGUAUCAUUUUAGCACUUGUUGGAACCUCGCAAUAUAUUGUUGAAAGUUCAUUAAUGGAGAAUAAAAUAAUUCACAAUUGAUAAAUCGUAUGAUUUAAAACAUAAAAAUUGCUAAUUGAUUUUAUCAGUAUCUAAGCUCAGUUGGUAGAGUAACUGAAUAUAACUGGAAGUUCUUAGGUUCAAAUCCAGCAUUUGCACAAAAAAUAUUUAUGAAUAAUGAAUUAAGUAUUUGAAAUCAAAUUACUGUACUUCCAUUUGAAAAUUAUUAAUAAGCAACAUUACAGAAAAACCAAUUAGAAAUUUGAAAUUAUCAGAUUAAAAUUUGUUGAAUUUAUGUCAAAGAUAUGCCUAUGCGAGAAUGUGUUGGUGAAUUAUGAUGAUAGUGCUACAAUGUAAGAUUCUGUGUGAUGGUGUUUGCCAUGGUUAAGAGCAAAUCUUGAUUUUUAAUUGAGUAACUGACAUGAAAUGUUCACAUUUUGAAAUGUCAUCCUUGAAAGGCUGUGAAGAUUGCAUAAAUUAAAUGCAAAUAUUGAGCUAAGCUUCAAGUACUGAACGCCUACUAGUCAUUAUAACAUAGUGCUCGUGAAAUAUUUUAUUAGUUAUCAGCUUCAUUUUGGAAUUUGACCAUUUUGAGGCUAGGCAUAUAUUAUCCGAGUUUAGUUUGUCAGACACAGAUCAAAUUUUGUUUGAUAAUUGUUUCAGACAUACCUACAAAAUGUAUUCCAGUGGAAAGUACUUGCUGAAAUUGUUCACACUAUGAAAUAUCUGAACAGAUUUUGUGUGAUAUUGAAUACUUGUUUCAGACAUUUCUGAUCAAACAAAUCAUGUAUCUUUCUAUUUCUGUUGGGUGAAUGCUACAGUUCAUCACUAACAGUCUGAUAAAACUUCUAAAACUGCCUAGAUCCUAUAUUCUAUGUCUAGCUUAUAAGGAAUUAAGUAUUGAUACCCUUUUGAAUAUGAACCUGCAGAUGCUGUAGCAUUUCAGCUCACCCAUAUAUUCCCUCAGAUAUGUCUUAUGACCUGUAUUUCAAAAUACCAGUCUGUGCAUAUAAUAUACAUAAUUUACUAGUUUAAUUAAAAUAGUUGCAUAUUCACCAAAAAAAGUAACUGUAUUUAAAUACAUUAUAAUUAUAUUUCUGUGGGCUUGCAUUGUUUUAAAUCUCUAUUCAAGUUGUGUUUAAAAACCUUGAUUUUGAUGUUGAUCAGGUGCGCUUAGCCGAUAGUGGAAUAACCCAUGUACACAUUUAGUGUAUACGUUGCUUGAUUUUUAUUGAUUAUGUAAUAAUAAUCCACCAAUCAGAUUGGUGGUCAGUCAGCUGUGGUAAACGCACACAACACGUACAAGUCUGUUACAUCUCAGUGUAGCGAUGUAAGCUUGAACUAUUAACGAUGUAUUUAUUCUAUAUCUGUGAUCUGUAAAUUGUAGUAAUUUUACCGAGCCCCCAAAGCUUUUGUAACUGAAAUGCUAUCUUGGUGUGACUUCUCAUUUAUUGCAACUGUGAUCUCAUAAAAUGUGAUCAUACAACACUUUCCCCUCCCUAUCAACUCUGUUGCAACUGUAGUCUGAUGUGAUUUUCCUUUCCUCUGAAACCCUGUGAUCUCAUGUAGUGAUUUGGCAGGAUGUACAACUCUGCUGCAACCAUGAUCCAAAGUAGUAAUUUUCUCUUCUACUGUUUUGUUGCAAUUAAGUUUUACUGAUUUUUCCCAGUAUCUGCAACUCUGUUGCAACUGCAUGAUGUAAAGUAAUAACUAUUUACCGUUGCAACUCUGUUGCAACUACAGUAUAGUAAUUCUCCAAGUAUUUGCAACUGUGAUCUGAUAUACUGAUUUCACCUGUCUCUGCAACUUUGUUGAAGCAAUUUCCUUCUGUUUGCAACUAUAUAAUCAUACAUUGAUCUUGAUUUAGUGAUCCUUUAAUUAAUCUGGACAGACAUAUUCUACAUUUUUUCUAGUUUAUAAUCAUAAUUAAUGGCGAUUUAAGAAUUUUGAGAAAUAUGUGGUAGAUAUUCAUCAGAUUUGCUUGCUUCUCUAAAGUGUCUUAAAUUAUAAUCUUAGCUCUUGUCCACAUUUUUAUGUGACAAAUAACUGUGACAUGCCCAUAUUUGGGAGUGAUAUGACAUCAUCAUACCCAUAUAUGGUCACAUCAAACAAAUUUGUCGCAUAAAAUUUGAGUGCGUUGACAGAGCAUUAAGCUAUGUCUUCACUAUCAAAUUUUAUGCGACAAAUAAAUUAUAUAUGCCUAAAUAUAGGCAAGUUUGUCAUGUAAAAUUUGAUAGUUGUGGACAAGCCUAAGAUACUAAUGAAUUUUUGAUGAUAUAAUUUAUGUCCUCAUUUUUCGAUAUUAGGACAAGCCCCUGGAGGUUUCAUCUCUAGGUCCUCACCAUAUUCUAUUUUUAUAAAAUGUUAAUAAAACAUUGAGCAUAACAGCUUUGUACAUAGCUGAACUUUUUUUUUUUUCAUCAGGCAAAUUAUUAUCUAGGAAACUAGAUCUGUGUCAAGUCGCAAUCCCAUACCUAAUGUUGUUGACAUUUACUAUAUAUGAAAAUGAGUGAACUAAGGACUGUAAGAAAUAAACUGAAGAUUGAUGAGAUUUUUUUUUUUUAGUAAAAUAGGGAGUUAACUUUUAUUGGGAUAAGUCCCAAGAGAUAACUUGUGUAUUUCUAAUCAUGCUUUAGAAAAGACAAAAAAAAAACAUUGUUGAUUCUGAUAGAAUGGGGACUUGAUCGCUUUUCAUCUGUGCUGUUUUGUGUACUGUAGGUAGAAAUACAGCUUAGGAGAAUUAAUUGUAAUAUUACAGUAAUUAUAUUGUAGUAUUAUUUAUGUUAUUUGUACUAUGUCAGUGUGCCGGUGUUUGAUUAUAUUUCAUUUUAGAUAAGUUUCAAUGAAUGUUAACUAUAAAGCUCCGUUUACACUAUUACAUUUUAUUAUGCCCAUGUUUGGGUAUAAUAAUAUGACAUCAUGCCCAUAUAUAGGCACAUAACACAAAUGUGUUAGUGUGGACACAGUUUAAGAAGCAUGCUUGUAGAAUGUAGAUUUAGAAAAAUAAACACAAAACCAGAGUACUAGACGACAUUAAUAUCAUACAAGAGAUAUGGAGAUAAAUGCAUGAUUUAAUGUUUAGUGAAAAGCUAUGUGUACUUCUGCCAAGUUACUGCUUGUGAAACUCUAAUAGGUAAAUAAUAGCCCUAUAUAUAUUAGUGUGUCUUAUUUAUAAUAUUUUGAUAAAUGCCAUUGUUUGUUGUCAGUGCAGAGUAUGAAAAUGUUCUAUGAAUUAUUAGUUUUUUUUGUUUUGUUUUAUAACAUGAUUGUGAGCGAUAACAGAUAAUGACUUUUUGUUCGUUUAAACAUGUAUAGUUUAUUAAGAGAAGUAAACAUAAACUUUAAGUUAAAAUACUUGCCAAAAUUUGUAUCCAAGACAUCUUGUAAAGAAUAAUUGAUGUGUAUGUAUCGAUGGUGUUAUUUUUAUUAUUUUCAUCAUUAUCAUCAUAAUGCUCUUUUUAAAUGAUGGGUUACCGAGUGACGUAUAUCGUCGUUUUCAAGUGAUAGUGAGAAGAAGCCUUCGAUGUAGCAAAUUGCCUUAUUCUGUUGUGGGCUUUUCAUAAAGCAUUGUUAAAAAUAAGUAAAAAUGAAAGAAUUGAAUAAGUUUGUAUUGUGAAGAUAAACCUUUUGUGGUUAAAUUGUAGAUAUUCAAAAUUAUCCAAAAUGUAGUCUAGUUGCUUGGAUACACAAAAGUGUAUAUAAUACAGUGAUCAUUUUUUUUUUACGAGUGUCUGAUUAGCAUCUUAGUUAUUUUGUACUCAGUUGAAUUUUCGACAAAUAUAUUUUGUCGACCGGAAUGUGGGAAUUAAAUCUGAAAGGAUAUUUGCUUUAGAAUAAUGUUAAGUGAUUCAUUAUUAUAUUAGCUAAUGAAGCAUUUAAUAGAACCACAACAAACGUGUUGAGACGUGACUUUUGCUAUUGCCCCUUAGACACGCUCAGAAUCAUGUGCAUAAUUGUAUGCUGGCCGGGUGCAUGUUUAUCUUGGAUAUCGUCAACAAUGACCUAUGACCUUCAUAAAAUAUAAGGAAUUUCACCCGCCACUAUUGUUUUUUUUACACUUUUUGGACCAAUGCAUUGUUUCGCCAUUCAUAAUUUUUUUUUUUUCUAACGCUUUGUCAGAAAUGCAGCAUUGUGUUUUGUUUAUCAUGAUUGUACAGAGUAAUAAAUGUUUUCCUUCAAA